Messenger RNA from Acanthosepion pharaonis, 1419 nucleotides. NCBI's taxonomy places the organism in Eukaryota, Metazoa, Mollusca, Cephalopoda, Sepiida, Sepiidae. The record is from the annotation of a GenBank genome assembly.
AUGUAUUGUUCUUACUUUUUUUCUUUUUUACUUGAUUUCUCCGCCCAUUGGUCUUCUUUCUUUUUCUUUCUUUUUUCUUUUCUUUCUUUCUUUCUUUCUUUCUUUCUUUCUUUCUUUCUUUCCCCGCCAUUGCUUUAUUUUUUACCUGACAUUCUCUCGAUAUAUGGUUGUCCACCAAAAUACAUAUCUAUCCUUAAGCUCCUUCAUGAUGACAUGCGCGCCAUAUUCCCCGCCGACAAUCAUCAACGGGAACAGUUCCAACCCCCUCCACGAUUUUUGCUUGUGUUUUUCUUUCUUUCUUUAAGAACACUCGCACAUGGCCACACACAUGCAUACAUCCUUUUUUAUGAUUUCUUUUCCACCCUUUUUCUCUUAAAUCCCCUCAUCUUCUCUCAUCCUCUUCUCAAGAGUGAAACUAACUUCAUCUUUCCUGUAUGCCCCCUCCCUCUCUCAUACACUUCCUUUUCUCUAUUUCCCGCUCUCUUUUCUUUCAUUAACUUUUCUUUCUCUUUAUUAAAUACCUUAACCACAAUUUAUUUCACCCUUCGUGUCUUCCAAAUUUUCUCGAUUUUGUACUUUUUUUUAUAUUUAUCUUCUUCUUCUUCUUCUUCUUCUUCUUCUUCUUCUUCUUCUUCUUCUUCUUCUAACCCUCCUUCCUUCUUUCUCUAUUCCUUUAUAAGUUAUACUCUUCUAUUGCAUUCCCGUUCAUAUCAUUCAAUCUAUCGACAUGUGAUAUCUAUCUAUCUAUCUAUCUAUCUAUCUAUCUAUCUAUCUAUCUAUCUAUCUAUCUAUAUAUAUAUAUAUAUAUAUAUAUAUAAUAACUUCAUAUCUAUCUAUUGGGAUCCCUUGCGCUUUUCAGGUCUACUGACGGGGCGUGCCCCCUUAUUUACGCCCCACUACCGACACAUGUCCGCCCCCGGACGAAGUUUAUUUAAACUAUUCUUCAAAUUCCCUAAGUCCUUCAUCCUCUUUUCUUUUUUUUUCUUUUUUUUUUCUUUCUAUUUGUUUCUCCUUAAUUUGGCUCAUCACUUUUACUGUCUUUCUCUCGGUCUCUCCCUCCAAUUUACUAGGUUUUUUUCAUUUUCCCCUCCCAUUCUCUCUCUUUCUACGUACGUCUCUAUUUCUCUCUCUCUCUCUCUCAUCAGUUUUAUCACUCUGUCAUUGGCAACCCAUAACAUAAUUUCUCUCUCUGACUACAGCUCCUUUUAUUCAUUUUUCUGUUUCGUUUCUAUCUUUUUUCAGUUCUUUCUAUCCUCUCCUACUAAUUUUUAUCACAAAUUUCUUCAAGGCAAUUUUAACCGUGCCCGUAUCAGCGGGUACAAAUGCCAUACUUCCAUAUUCCCUAUUUUUUUUUUCCAUUUCCGGGGCCAGUUCAACCAUAAUAUCCCGUGUUACUUUUCUUUCAAUAGUACUCUGUGA